ACAGACAGACAGACAGACAGACAGGCAGACAGACAGAGACAGAGAGAGAGCAGAUAUAAAAAAGGAAGACGACGCUGAAACAGCUAACAGAAGAAAAGGUUCCACAUGUCUGGUUCCAGCAUGCUGCUGCUGGUUGCUCUGGUGCUGCUCCUGCUGCUGCUGGUCUGGAAGAGGAAGGGGUCACGGGGGCUUCCACUGCCUCCAGGGCCCCCUGGUCUACCCCUGCUGGGAAACCUGCUCCAAGUGGACAAGAAUGGACCCUUUAAGACCUUCCUGAAGUGGAGUCAGCGGUAUGGUCCAGUCAUGACUGUGCAUGUCGGACCACGUCGGUUUGUGGUUCUGAGUGGGUACCAGACGGUGAAGGAGGCAUUGGUUGAUCAGGCAGAUGAUUUCACUGGAAGAGCUCCUGUGCCGGUCCUGAACCGGGUGGUCAGGGGAUACGGUCUGGCCAUCAGCAAUGGCGAGCGCUGGAAACAGCUGAGGCGCUUCACACUGAGCACGCUCAGAGACUUUGGCAUGGGCCGCAAGAGGAUGGAGCAGUGGAUCCAGGAGGAGAGCCGGCACCUGCUGGACAGCCUGAGGGAAACCAAGGGUUCACCAUUUGAACCCACUUUCUUCCUGAGUCGUGCUGUGUCCAAUGUGAUCUGUGCUCUGGUGUUUGGGGAGCGUUUCAGCUAUGACGAUGCCAACUUCCUGCGACUCCUGCAGAUCAUCUCCGAUGCAUUUCGAUUCGGGAGCAGUCCAUGGGGACAGCUAUACAACAUUUUCCCACGGAUAAUGAACUAUAUGCCCGGUCGCCAUCAACAAUUCUUCAUAGGAAUAGACAAACUUCGGGAGUUUGUAACGGAGAAGAUCCACCAGCAUAGGGACACACUGGAUCCAGACAACCCCCGUGAUUACAUUGACUGUUUCCUCAUCAAACUCAACCAGGAGAAAGAUCUCCCCAAAACUGAGUUCAUCUAUGACAACCUAGUUUCCACGGUCCUCAAUCUCUUCUUCGCUGGCACAGAAACCACCAGCACAACCUUGAGAUAUACUCUGAUGCUGCUGAUUAAACAUCCAGAAAUACAAGAUCACAUUUGUAAGGAGAUUGAGGCCGAACUUGGUCAAGAGCGCCCCCCAAUGAUGGAGGACAGGACGUCCCUCCCCUUCACGGAUGCUGUCAUUCACGAGGCUCAGCGUUUCCUGGACAUGGCCCCCCUCAAUCUCCCCCGCUACACCACCAAAGACAUCACCUUCAAAGGCUACGGCAUUCCCAAGGACACCGUAGUGAUUCCCUUGCUGCACUCUGUGCUACGGGAUGAGAAGCAAUGGGAGAACGCCUGGACCUUCAACCCAGACAACUUCCUCGAUCGAAAUGGCAACUUUAAGAAGAACCCGGCCUUUUUUGCCUUUUCUGCAGGUAAGCGGUCGUGUGUGGGUGAGUCUCUGGCACGGAUGGAGCUCCUGCUCUUCCUGGUGUCCAUAGUGCAGAAGUUCCACCUCAGCACCCCCGGAGGACCCUCCAGUCUGGACACCAAUCCAGAGUUCAGCAGCUUUGGUCGAUACCCACGUCGAUACCAGCUCAUCGCCACCCCCCGGUGCAUGGCAUGCACGGGUGUGUGUGCUAUGCCCUGCACAGCGUUGUGUCACUAUCAGAUCUCAGAUCUAAGGACAAAGGUCUCCUCCAGCUUCUGGUCGUGCAGGAGUUGCAACAUGUCUGGUUCCAGCAUGCUGCUGCUGGCUGCUCUGGUGCUGCUCCUGCUGCUGCUGGUCUGGAAGAGGAAGGGGUCACGGGGGCUUCCACUGCCUCCAGGGCCCCCUGGUCUACCCCUGCUGGGAAACCUGCUCCAAGUCGACAAGAAUGCACCCUUCAAGACCUUCAUGAAGUGGAGCAAGCAGUAUGGUCCAGUCAUGACUGUGCAUCUCGGACCCCAGCGGUUUGUGGUUCUGACUGGGUACCAGACGGUGAAGGAGGCAUUGGUGGACCAGGCAGAUGACUUUGCAGGAAGAGCACAAGUUCCAUUCGCCCUCAGACUUCUCAAAGGAUAUGGUCUGAUCAUCAGCAAUGGCGAGCGCUGGCGACAGCUGAGGCGCUUCACACUGAGCACGCUCAGAGACUUUGGCAUGGGCCGCAAGAGGAUGGAGCAGUGGAUCCAGGAGGAGAGCCGGCACCUGCUGGACAGCCUGAGGGAAACCAAAUCAUCGGCUGUGGAUCCCACAUUCAUGUUGAGUCGCGCCGUGUCCAAUGUGAUCUGUGCGCUGGUGUUCGGAGAGCGUUUCGACUACGAUGACGCACACUUCCUGAGGCUGCUGCAGGUUCUCUCUUCCAUGGUGCGCUUCGGAAGCAGCCCCUGGGGACCGGCGUACAACAUCUUCUACAAGGUGAUGGAUUAUCUACCAGGACCCCAUCAGUCUGUCUUCAGUCAGGGGGAGGAGAUCAAGGCCUUUGUGACUGAGAAGAUCCACCAGCACAAGGAGACACUGGACCCCAACAACCCCCGGGACUUCAUUGACUGUUUCCUCAUCAGAAUAAACCAGGAAAAGGACGUGUCCACAACAGAGUUCCACUAUGAUAACCUAGUGGCAACAGUGAUGAACCUCUUCAUGGCUGGAACAGAGACUACCAGCACCACCAUCAGAUAUGCCCUCAUGAGGCUUAUCAAUCACCCAGACAUUCAAGAGCAUGUGCAUGAGGAGAUCGUGUCAGUGCUUGGACAAAAUGGCGUUCCAAAGAUGGAGGACAGGAAGUCCCUCCCCUUCAUGGAUGCUGUCAUUCACGAAGUUCAACGCUACAUGGACCUCGUGCCUCUCAAUGUCCCUCAUUACGCCACCAAAGACAUCAAGUUCCGGGGCUACAACAUUCCACAGGGCACUGUCAUCAUACCAAUGCUGCACUCAGUGCUCAGGGACGAGAAACACUGGGAUGACCCCUACACCUUUAACCCUGAGAAAUUCCUGGACCAUAAUGGUAACUUCAAGAAGAACCCUGCCUUCAUGCCCUUCUCUGCAGGUAAACGUGUGUGUGCGGGUGAGUCUCUGGCACGGAUGGAGCUCCUCCUCUUCCUGGUGUCCAUAGUGCAGAAGUUCCACCUCAGCACCCCCGGAGGACCCUCCAGUCUCAACACGUCCCCAGAGCUUAGCAGUUUUGCCAAUGUGCCUCACCAGUUCAAGCUUGUUGUCUCCCCCCGCUGACCAGAUAUGGUGGAACAGCCUGGCGCAAACUGUGUUUAGGAGUAGGCGAUCAACAUAUCAGAAACCUUUUAAUAUCACAAUCUCAUUCUAUAUGUAUUAAGUUCAUUGUGUCUAACUGUUUAACUUAAACACUUAGGGUUUUCUUUUGCCUUAAGACCUGUGAGAGUUAGGUAAAAUAUAAAAACUUUUACAUGUCUUAAGACAAAAGAAAACCCUAAGUGUUUAAGACAAUCUCAUUCUGUUUGCAAGCAGUAUUUGUACAUUUGUAAAUAUAUCCUACAUGGAAAUUACCAUGCCACGAUAGCAGCAACUUGAAUAUAAUAAAUAUUGUAGUGAAUAAAUAACACUUUUUUUUAUUCACAUUAUGUUUGUAUUGGAUAAUGUUUGUUGGUGUGCAUGUGAUAUCAACUUUGUUGCAAUGGUGCCCUUGUUUUCCAAUCUAACAAGCAUUUCCAGAGGUGGCAAAGACAGAUGAGCACAAGGUGUUUCCUUUACCUCUCGAUUGCACUCUUCCUCCCCAUUCAGGCUGCAGUCUUGGUGAAAAUGGACCACAAAUGUUUUGUGUGUUCUCCCCUACACCAGUAGCUGCCUGAGCAUUUAUUCUCAUUUGGGCUUGGCAACAACCCACUGCUUCAAGAGUAAACAAUACAGUACUUCAAGAAGUUAUAUAUUUUGUCAAUAUCACACUCAAUUCAUGACACUUUUUGUUACUUUACAAUGAAUUUAUUAAAAUCAGAAAUUCAGCCAAAUAACCAAUGAUACUUGUCUUUGUGAAGAAAGAAUAUCUCUCUUCAUGUAUUAAAAGCAGAAAUUCAGCUAAAUAACCAAUGAUACAAUUGUCUUUGUGAAGAAAGAAUAUCUCUCUAUAGCUGAUUCAAAGAAUGUCAGAUGAGCUUCAAUCCUAACCAGCAUGAUGGGGAAAUA
Molecule: messenger RNA, 4098 nt
Organism: Engraulis encrasicolus (European anchovy)
Lineage: Eukaryota; Metazoa; Chordata; Actinopteri; Clupeiformes; Engraulidae
Exons: 19
Coding region: 106-3174 (1022 amino acids)
Biological process (GO): xenobiotic metabolic process
Cellular component (GO): cytoplasm; intracellular membrane-bounded organelle
Molecular function (GO): oxidoreductase activity, acting on paired donors, with incorporation or reduction of molecular oxygen, reduced flavin or flavoprotein as one donor, and incorporation of one atom of oxygen; iron ion binding; heme binding
Source: RefSeq, a predicted model, not a curated record